AUGGAAUAUUUUGGAAUAUAUUUAAUACUAGCCACAGCAGUCCUUGCCCAGGAAUACAGAAAAUUUGGCCUAAACUGUGAGGAUAUAGCCUGCAAGUCCGGCCAAAAGUGCAUCAUAUCCAGAGUUCCCUGCAACAGUCCACACCAACGAGAGGGAGAGCAAUGUGGAACGUAUCCGGAAUGCGAAACAGAUCAGCUGGCCAGCGAUUUCUCCAUCGACACCACACUGACCAUCGCCAACACCCGCAGCAGCAUCAUCAUACCCAGCACAGUCACGAAUCGUAAUCGGACUUAUAGGGAUAAUGAGAUUGAACUGCUGACCGAUUUCAGUAAUGUCGAUAAAUUUGCCACCCAUGCUGGGCAACGGCAGGCCAAUGUUUUGGUUAUUGUCCAGGAUGGUUCCCAGCAACCACAACAACUAAAUCCUUGGCUGAAUCGAGGACAAAGUACCCCUCCAUGUACAGUCAAUCCCCUCUAUCCGUAUUCCUGUAAUUAUCCAGGUUAUGCUCCAAAUUCGGGUUCGGGUUUAUCUUCUUACCCGCAGGCCAGAUCGCCCAGGGUGCCACAGUUAGUUCCGCCCACUCCGCCUUGCUAUUACAAUUGCUAUCCCAUGGUUAGGUCGAGUCCAUACGGUCAAUAUGGCUAUCCUCUUGCUAGAUCAGCCAAUCCCUCAUCCACAAAUAAUUAUUUAAUCUAUCUAACAUUAGCUGGCUAG
Molecule: messenger RNA, 714 nt
Organism: Drosophila eugracilis
Lineage: Eukaryota; Metazoa; Arthropoda; Insecta; Diptera; Drosophilidae
Product: protein HUA2-LIKE 1
Exons: 3
Coding region: 1-714 (237 amino acids)
Source: RefSeq, a predicted model, not a curated record